This is a messenger RNA of Arachis duranensis, 660 nucleotides long. RefSeq names its product putative protein FAR1-RELATED SEQUENCE 10. NCBI's taxonomy places the organism in Eukaryota, Viridiplantae, Streptophyta, Magnoliopsida, Fabales, Fabaceae. Bases 1 to 660 code for a protein of 219 amino acids. The record is from RefSeq and is a predicted model, not a curated record. The transcript has a single exon.
AUGGAGUGCUAUGGUGGGAUGGGCAAGACAAACGGUUUGUCUCCAGAUGAAAGUGAAAACGAGUUAUGCCUUUCAAACAACAACGUUGUUGACAAGAAUGACUUAAGAAAGGUUGAGUUGUUGUCGGAUGAAGAUGGUCGUGAAUAUGGUUACAUGACUGGGUUGACUGCAGAGGACAUAAUGAAAAAGGUGUUUCAAAGUGAAGAGCAUGCAUAUGAGUUUUAUGGUAGGUUAGGGAAAUGCAACGGAUUUGGGGUCCGUAAGGGAGACUAUGCAAAGGAUGAAGAUGGGAGUGUAGUGAGAAGGAGGUUCUUCUGUAAUCGGGCUGGCCUAAGGGAUGGAAAACACUACAACAAGCUAGACAGGAAGAGAUGCCAUAGGCCUGAGACACGCACGAAUUGCCAGGCCCUGAUGUCUGUAUACCUUGAUAAGGGUAGCUCGGUUUGGAAGGUUCGGAAAGUAAUCCUCGUGCAUAACCACGAGUUGAUACCGACGGGAAUGGUUCAUAUGAUCCGAAGUUUCCGGGCGAUAUCGGAUUCUGCAAAGGCCCACAUGGAUGGAAUGCAUACGUAUGGGUUUCCGACAUCUAAGAUAUUGGGGUACAUGGCUGGGAUUGCGGGUGGUUAUUCUUCUUUGGGUUUUACCAAGAAAGACGCAUAA